Eleginops maclovinus (Patagonian blennie) is the source of this 2647-nucleotide messenger RNA. RefSeq lists its product as uncharacterized. The transcript has 5 exons. Lineage: Eukaryota; Metazoa; Chordata; Actinopteri; Perciformes; Eleginopidae. The record is from RefSeq and is a predicted model, not a curated record. Gene Ontology annotation, biological process: DNA damage response. The coding region runs from base 19 to 948 and encodes 309 amino acids.
GCCAAACACAGCUGAUCGAUGAGUCAACGCGAGGCAGCAGAGCAGCUCCCACUUGUUGCUGAGGCAGGAGCGGAGCUGACGGAGAUCUACGGACGCGACCCAUCGCACCUGCCGGGUAACCAGAGGAGCUCCUCCAGCCUACAGAACCUCCGCCUCUCUGCAGCUCUUAGGAAGUCAGGUUUGAUGUCUGCGUCCGUCCUGUCGCCAUCGCCGUGUGGACGCCUCCCUCUGGUGUGUGGACUCCUCCUCCUGGCCGCCUCACCGCUCCUCACAGCAGGCCGCCUGAGUAACUGCACCCACCCUCUGGUGCCGGAACAUGGGGGGUUCCGCUGCGACCCCUCACCGUGUCGAGGGUUCCCCCAGAAGAGCUCCAUCCACAUCUUCUGUGAGCCCGGUUACCAUGUCAACAGCAAGGUCCGCAUCUCCAAGUGCCGACACGGGAGGUGGCUGCCCCCCAUCCCCGCCUGCACCCCCAUCAGAGACGGGCCGGGUCCGAAUAUGAACUCCGAUCUCAGGGGGAACGACUCGAUGCCCAGCAUGGCCACCACGGCGGUGGGCGUAUCCAUCUUCCUGCUGACCACCACUGCAUGCCUGGUCAUCAAGUCCCGCCUCUACCCCUGUCAAUCACACAGCAGGCGCUCCUCGGACCAGCUGGACCUGAUGGUGGACGGACUUCCUGUCUCCCUCCCCUCCUACGAGGAGGCGGUGUACGGCAGCUGGGGGCAGCGCCUCCCCGCCUGCUCAGUGCCAGGACCCACCCAGCUCCUAUUGGCUCAGGAGGCUCCCAGCUGUCACCCGUCGUCUCUCAUCAACCAAUCAGACGGAAGUCACCGCCCGCUCCUGUCCAGCCCAGACAACCCCCCGCCCCCGUACGAGGAGGUGCAGUCGUCCCGUGGCAGAGUCAGGAGUGAGGGGGGGCAGCUACAUGUGGAGGACAAGGACACCUGAUGGACAGACGGAGGGCUUCAGGUGUUGUGAAGCAUUUGAUUGACAGCUGCAGAUGAAAACAGACUGACCGCAGACUGCUGCACUUUACCAGCAUCAGGACACUCUGUCCAAUCACACGCUUUAGACGAAGCUCCUAAGCUCUGAUUGGCCGCUUGUUGGGUCACAAAGACGGAAGUGUUGAUUGUAUAAUGUGUCGUAGGAAUGUAAGUGGCAGAGGAGCUAUCUCACCUUUAUAUCCUGAAUGCCUUGCUUUUAGCGUGAUGAAUAUGUAUUUUGGUUUUAAACAAUAUUUUAAAUAAGAAUCUUUCACUUUUAAUAUAAAACCAUCACACCUAAUUUGAGAUUUCCGUAUGGCAGCAGUCAUAUACAAUUGUAAGUGCCUGUGUGUGUGUGUGUGUGUGUGUGUGUGUGUGUGUGUGUGUGUGUGUGUGUGUGUGUGUGUGUGUGUGUGUGUGUGUGUGUGUGUGUGUGUGUGUGUGUGUGUGUGUGUGUGUGUGUGUGUGUGUGUGUGUGUGUGUGUGUGUGUGUGUGUGUGUGUGUGUGUGUGUGUGUGUGUGUGUGUGUGUGUGUGUGUGUGUGUGUGUGUGUGUGUGCGCGCGCGUUUUCAGUGUUGCUCUGGAGACGUCGCCCAACCUCCCCCUCUGUGACGGGGCCUAUCUUGCUGUUGCGUUUCCACAGCAACUGAUUCUAUUCCAUUUCUGUUAGAUUCUACUUUGUGUAGAAACAUCUCUGGGUUCAAAGCCACUGCUGCAGUGCUGAAGAAUAACUCAGAUCCUUUACUUCAGAUAACGUAUUUAAACCACACUCAACUUAACGUAGAAGCCCUGCAUUGAAACCUUGUAAAAGUAUGAAUGCACUGCAUCACACUCUUUAACAUCCUCAUGUAUGUGUAGCCUCACUGUCCUGUGAAAACCACUUAUCUCUAAAUAAGCAACUGUUCACGAGUUUCUCAGAUGUUUCAAGCUUUGCCACUGUGCAUUUGACAGCUAAUCUGAAAGGCUUUUAAAAAUGUAUUAAGAUAAAGAAAGGGGAGAAUUUGUCUUCUUAUUAAGGCACACCUCCUCUUUCAGUUUUUCACAAACAUUCAACACUGGACAGGAAGGAGCAGAAGAGUGUCAUCUGAAAGUAUCUGACUGCUCAAGGCUCCUCUGAGGUUUAGUGCAUUGGAAAUAAGUACAAAGUUGAAAUACUCAUGUAGAGUUCCUCAAAUUUGGUAAGCAAGUAUAAUACUGGAGUAAAUGUACUUGGUUAUAUUCCAGCACCGCAGCACAGCACUCGGGUAACAGAGGGUGACAACAGCCUGUGGUGAUGCUCAUCUGCAGAAUGCUCAGACAUCAUAUGGUUUGUAUCAGUGUUCUUAAAGUGUUCCUUCAGUGGUGAGUGAAGUGACAGAGAUAUUUUGAAUUAUUAUCUAAAUGCACAGUAAAAAUGAUCUGAGAUACGUGUCUGGCCCUGGUGGCAUGGAUGCAGACACACAGGUGCGCUUGCUGGUUUCUCUCUCAGAUGUUGGCGCUAGCGUUAGUGACCCCCCCCCCCCCCCUGCAGCAGCUGACACCCUCUCAGACCCUGAAUGUAUUCUGUGUUUCAUGUUGUGGCAACACAUUUUAAAUAUGAUAUGGAUUGUAAUAUUUACAGAAAGAUAAUUUGUACGUUGUAUUAUUGCACAUAAUUAUAUGAUGAAUAAAUGUUUAACAUCUUG